Messenger RNA from Panicum hallii, 1940 nucleotides. Its product is annotated as probable arabinosyltransferase ARAD1. The record is from RefSeq and is a predicted model, not a curated record. The transcript is spliced from 2 exons. Gene Ontology annotation, molecular function: glycosyltransferase activity. Bases 118 to 1551 code for a protein of 477 amino acids. NCBI's taxonomy places the organism in Eukaryota, Viridiplantae, Streptophyta, Magnoliopsida, Poales, Poaceae.
UUCUGCUUCCCCCUUGUCUCUGUUGCAGCGACUCCACUCCUGAAUCAGAUCGAUCCGCCAUGCCCCUUCCUCCUCCUACUCCACCAUCUCCAGCACAGCGAUGACCUGCGCCCCUCCAUGGCGCCCCGCGGCCGCACCCUCCUCCUCCCGCUCGCCGCCGCCACCGUCCUCGUCGCCUCCACCAUCUUCCUCUUCGCCGCCGCCGGCGCGCGCUGGCGCCCCGCCGACACCGGCCUCCCCGUCCCGCCCCGCGCCGUCUCCGCCGCGGCCGUCCCCGUGACCGCCAGCGCCUCCUCCAACACCACCGGCGCCCGCAAAGAGCUCUCCUUUCUUGAUGAGAACGGCCGCCCCGACGACCCGGGCUCCGGCUCGGGCGCCGGUGCGGCGCGGUGCGACCCGCGCGCCGCCGCCGUCAGGGUCUUCAUGUACGAUCUGCCGCCCGAGUUCCACUUCGGCCUCCUCGGCUGGUCGCCGCCGUCCACCGGCUCCGUCUGGCCGGACCUCACCAGCGGCGCCGCCGCACCGCCGCCGCGGUACCCCGGGGGCCUCAACCAGCAGCACAGCGUCGCGUACUGGCUCACGCUCGACCUCCUGUCCUCGUCCUCGGAGCCCUGCGGCGCCGCCGUGCGGGUCGCCGACUCCCGCGACGCCGACCUCGUCUUCGUCCCCUUCUUCGCCUCCCUCAGCUACAACCGCCACUCCAGGCCCGUGCCGCCGGAGAAGGUGUCCAGGGACAAGGCCCUGCAGGAGAAGCUCAUCAGGUACCUCGCCGCGCGGCCGGAGUGGAAGAGGUACGGUGGCGCUGACCAUGUCAUCGUCGCGCACCACCCCAACAGCUUGCUGCACGCCCGGGCGGCGCUGUCGCCGGCGGUCUUCGUGCUGUCGGACUUCGGGAGGUACCAACCCAGGGUGGCCAGCUUGGAGAAGGAUGUCAUUGCGCCAUACAAACACAUGGCCAAGGCGUUCGUCAAUGACUCGGCUGGGUUUGAUCACCGAACAACAUUGCUCUACUUCAGGGGAGCCAUUUACAGGAAGGAGGGAGGGAGCAUUCGACAGGAGCUAUAUUAUAUGCUCAAAGAUGAAAAAGAUGUUUACUUUUCCUUUGGAAGUGUCCAGGACCAUGGGGCCAGCAAAGCCAGCCAAGGAAUGCACUCAUCAAAAUUUUGCUUAAACAUUGCCGGGGACACCCCUUCUUCCAAUCGUCUGUUUGAUGCGAUAGUGAGUCACUGUGUCCCUGUUAUCAUCAGUGACGACAUUGAGCUACCUUUCGAGGAUGUGUUGGAUUAUUCAAAGUUCUCCAUCUUUGUCCGAUCUUCUGAUGCUGUUAAAAAGGGUUACCUGAUGAGACUGAUUAGUGGUGUGAGCAAGCAACAAUGGACAAGGAUGUGGAAUAGGCUCAAAGAGGUGGAUAAACAUUUUGAGUAUCAGUAUCCAUCCCAGAAGGAUGAUGCAGUCCAGAUGAUCUGGCAAGCACUGGCUAGAAGGGUGCCAGCAAUUCAGCUGAAGGUGCAUAGAUCUAGUAGAUUUUCAAGAUCUGACAGAGGAAAAUAAACAGAAAGUGUGUGUGUGUGUGUCUUGUCUCUGUUGGCUAAUCUAAUUUAUAUCUAAUCAACAUCUCACUGACACAGGUUCACAGGUUUUCUCGGUUGCACAUAACAGAUAGAUUGUAAUAUUCAGGUUAUCCUUAGAAAAGACGUGUGUAACUUAGGAUUUGUUGGUUCAGUUGAAGCGUAUACUGGCAAGUCAAAUGCUUCUUGUUUCUGUAACGUGUAUUCAAUGUAAUCAUGAAAGAGAGACAUAGUUUUUCUGUUUCUGAACAUUGUGGGAUCAAACCACAUUCUUCUGUCAUGUACUCAUCAUGUAGUGGAUUUUAUUUUCUCUAGCUUGUUCAGCCACUAUUGGCAUAUUGAGGCUGGCAUGUGGUGGUGCCAUAAUUUCAA